CUCCGGGCGCGGAGCGUGGUGGGCUGGCUGGGCGGCUUCCUGCUGCUGCCAGCUCUAGGAAUGAUUCCACCUCCUAAGAAUGUUAAGAUGAAUUCAGUUAACUUCAAGAACAUUCUACAGUGGGAGUUGCCCGCUUUCCCCAAGGAGAAUCUGACAUUCACCGCUCAGUAUGAAAGUUACCGGGAUUUCCAAGAUCAGUGCAAGAACACUGCCUCAACCCAGUGCGACUUCUCCUUUCUGUCCAAGUAUGGUGACCACACCGUGAGAGUCAGGGCAGAGUCUGCAGACGAGCUCUCCGAGUGGGUACGAGUCACCUUCUGCCCUAUGGAUGACACCAUCAUUGGACCUCCUGAGAUGCAUAUAGAAUCUCUUGCUGAUUCUCUGCACAUGCGUUUCUCAGCCCCCAAAAUUGAAAGUGAACCUGAGAAGUGGACCAUGAAGAACUUGUAUAACUCGUGGGCCUAUCGGGUGCAAUAUUGGAAAAACGGGACUAGCGAGAAGUUCCAAGUCAUUUCUCUGUACGACUCCGAGGUCCUCAGAGGCCUGGAGCCAUGGACAACUUACUGCAUUCAAGUUCAAGGAUUUCUUCUUGACCAAAACCGAACUGGAGAGUGGAGCAAGCCUAUCUGUGAGCGGACAACCAACGAUGAAACAACCCCUUCCUGGAUGGUGGCCAUCAUCCUGGUCACCUCUGUCUUCGUGGCCUUCCUCUUCCUCCUCGGCUUCUUUGUCUUGCUGUGGUUCAUAUAUAAGAAGGCCAAGCACACCUUCCAUUCUGGGACGUCGAUUCCACAGCACCUGAAGGAGUUUCUGGGCCAUCCUCACCACAGCACUUUCCUGCUGUUCUCCUCCCCGCUCUCUGACGAGACUGAGGUGUUCGACAGACUGAGUAUCGUCACUGAAGUGUCGAAAGGCAGCAGGCAGAAUCCUGGAGACAGCUGUGCCCUGGGAACCCUGUGUGAGCCAGGACCUCAAGAGCUGGGAUCCAAGGACAAAUCCCCCUCACGGGCACAGGGCGAGCCCUUGCUUCUCACAUCCACCUCAGAAGUGUGAUCAGAAGGGCCAGCCGAGAAACUGGUGGCCAGUUGGGACUGGUGUUGUACUUGUACAGACAACCAAAGAGCCAGGCUUUCAACGCCCCGGUGAGAAAAAUCCUCCAUUUGGAAGUUCACAGCUUUAUAAAAACUAAUAGCUUAGGGGCUGAGGGUGUAGCUCAGCUGAUAGAAUGCUUACCCAAGAUACAUGAAGUCCUAGCUUCAUUCCCCAACACCAUAUAAGCUAGGAAUGGCGGUGACUGCCUUUAAGCACAACUCUUGGGAGGUAGAAGCAGGAGGGGCAGGAGGGGCAGGAGGGGCAGGAGUUCAGGGCCAAGCUGGACUGGAGACCCUGUCUAAAAAGGAAGAAGAGAGAGAGUCUUUAAUAAUUAUUUUUUGAAUGACCACUGAAUGUAAUUUGAGCCCUUUUUGCUCGCUGAAGCUGGAACCACAUUUAAAUUGUGACAAACAGAAAUAAGGGACAAAACUGCAAACACUGUAAGACCGUAAGAAUGCUGUAGACUGCCCUCAUCUCAGGGUCGGCCCUAUGCUGGACAGACAUGGAUGUUUUGGAUUCUCAAGGAUCAAAGAGAGUUCCUUCCUACCUGUGUGUUUUGUAUAGUACUGGUGUUCUAUGAAUAUUCUGUAUUUGUUUAUUUGUGUUUUCUCGAUUUCUGCUGUUGUAAUAAAUACCUGACAUAAACUAUUUAAAA
Myodes glareolus (Bank vole) is the source of this 1747-nucleotide messenger RNA. It is a transcript of the gene Ifnar2, whose product is annotated as interferon alpha and beta receptor subunit 2. Lineage: Eukaryota; Metazoa; Chordata; Mammalia; Rodentia; Cricetidae. The record is from RefSeq and is a predicted model, not a curated record. Gene Ontology annotation, molecular function: type I interferon receptor activity; interleukin-22 receptor activity; interleukin-10 receptor activity. Gene Ontology annotation, biological process: type I interferon-mediated signaling pathway. Gene Ontology annotation, cellular component: plasma membrane.